AUGUGGUUCAAAGCAUGGUAUUUUCACUUUUUUGUUUUUUUCUCUCUUUUUUUCUUUUCACCUUUUGAUUUGAUUUUUCUUGUGCAGCACGACAAAUAAGGAACUAUGUCUGGAAGAACUGCACAUGUUUAACCUAUAUUUGAUUACUUGCUGUCUAUGGGAGAAGAUGGGGGAGAGCAAGGAAGAAAAAUUUGGAACAGAAGCUUUUGCAAAGGUUGAAUGAUGAAAAUUAUCUUUACAUGUAUUUGGAAAAAUAAAAAGCUACUAAAACUUUCAAGUUCCAGAUUCUUUCCUUUAUCCUCACCCCCAGCCCCCAUUAAGGAAUUACAUGGGAAAUUAUUUUUUAAAAUAGCUGUUCCAACAGCUACAGCCACGGGAAGAAGGCCCUCAGGUUCCACUGCACAACAGUUGCCUCCUUCUCUCGCGAGCCCCAAACUCACGCCCGUGUUCUCGCGAAUGUUCGGGAAAAGGUGUGUACCCUUCUGCUGAUUCGUCAUAGAAGAAACUAGCGGCAAGAUUUAAAAAAAAAAAAAAAAAAAAGGACACCCAGGUUCGUUGCCUGUCCCAUUCAGUGAUUUCUCUCUCCCCCCCAAUUCUGCAUUUGUAUGUGUAUUUUGUUUCAGAGGUUCCAGCGAAGGAUUAAAAAGAAUCGGACGCGGUUGUAAAACCAAGGGGCGGGGCAGAGCUGAAUGGCGUCGAAUCUGGGGUGAGGAUGGGUGGUGCACAAGUGAUCACAGGAACGCUGUGGAGCUCGGAGGAUUACUGGGGAACGGAGAGUGUGGAAAUAGCUGAAGCUGGGCUGCACAGUUUGGUUGGGGUGAGGUGGAAGAAUGGACCAGUGGUGAAAUCUAGUACUUAACGGAAUUUAAACCGAGGCUACCGUGAGUAUUACACUUCCGGGUCUAGCCUAAAGCUCAAGGGCAGUGAGGAGGAUCCAGUGACUGAUUGGCUGAUUGGCCCAAAGGAAGGCUCAAACCGUGCAUCCUGCCGUGAUUGAUUGGCUGGUGUUGGACAAGCCCCGCCCUCCCUCGCUCUAUUCCUUACUGGUACUGAGCUCUGAUACUAAACACAAUGGAUCCUGAAGUCUCUGAGGUCCGACACACUGUACAAGAAGUUCUCCACACGCUUUCAUCUUCCAGGGAUGGGAUCCAAAUCUCUAAGGCCCUGACAUCUAUGAAGCUCUACUUGAAUGGAGUGCAGAACACAGUCCUGCCCAGAGAGAGGGAAGAAUUUUCCAAGACCUACUUUUCUACCUUUCUUCGAUGUCUUGUCAACAAAUUGAGCCCUGAUUGGCUAGAACUGCUACCCACUGGCCAACUAGAAGAACUGUGGGAUAGUUUUUUCCUAGAAGGUCCAGCUGACCAAGCCUUUCUAGUAUUGAUGGAAUCCAUUAUUGUUAUUGCUGGUCCGAGCUAUCGCCUGAUGAAAAUGGCCCAGGUGCUCACCAGGUUCCUGAAGAUGGGCAGAUUGGCAGAACUGAUGUGGGAGAUGUGUCAGCAUCAGGUGCCCCGGGGCUCAUCCCUUCUCCAGGAGACUCUCCUCAACAAAGUUGUCUGUCUGCCCGACCACCUGAGCAACCAAAUGAAAGAACAAAGCCCAUCCCUGUUCUUCCCUCAGAACUACUUCCCUUUGCUUGGGAAAGAGAUGAUCCAAGUGCUCCAGAGGAUCGCUGACUCCCUCAGAGGAGGCUUGGAUUGUUCCAUCUCCUUUUUAUCUCAAAUACUGGCGAAAGUCUGCAUCCAUGGGAGACAAAAGGAAAUUUUGGGAGUGUUGGUGCCCCGAUUGACAGAGCUCACCCAGGCCGACUGCAUCUGGCAGAGGCUUAGUUGGCAGCUUGUGGAAAGUGUGCCAGACCGGGGCAUGGAGGCUGUAGUAUCUGGACUUAUCCAAGAAGUUUCAGGGGCCAAAGUUCUUUCUCAAUUACUGGGGAACCUGGUGAUGAAGAACAAGAAAGCCCAGUUUGUGGUGACCCGGAAAUGCCUGUUGUUGCAGUACAGAUAUCCAACUGAAGUGCUACAAAAUCUUCUGGGGUACCUGGCCUUGGAUAGCCAUCGGCGUACUCUUCUCUUACAGGUGCUGAAGGACCUCUUAGAGACCUGGGGCAGCAGCAGUGCUGUUAAACACUCUCCUGUGGAGCAGCAGCUUUAUGUCAGCAAAGCCAUCCUGAUCUGCUUGUCCCACCUGAAGGAGUCAGAUAUUGAGCACAUCAGGGAAGAGCUGCUGACCUCCAUGAUGGGAGGUGUGCAGUGCCAUAUUGAGAGUAGUUUGCCCCAAGUCCGACAUCUGGGAAUGAUUGUAGCAGAGGCUAUCAGUUCCCGAAUACACUCUGAGGGACCCCAUCUGAAAUUCCAGUAUGAAGAAAAUAAAUUGACCAGAGAAUUAUUGUCUUUAGUGAAUUUGAAGCCUGCUGAUGCUAGCUCUCCAGCUUCUGGCUCCCCCGCUGUGCCAGCAUCUGUCAUACAACCAUCAAGUCUAAGCCCAGAGGACAAAGCACACCGAGAAGAAGAGAAAGAUAAGGGGUCUUCCUCGGAUCUAGACAGUGAUGAUGAAUUUGUCCCCUACGACAUGUCACGGGACAAAGAACUGAAGAGCACCAAGGCUCCAGUGUACAUCCGGGAUUGCCUGGAAGCACUGACAACCUCUGAGGAUGUGGAGCGCUGGGAGGUGACGCUGCAGGUUCUAGAGAGCUUGAUCAAAAGGAGCCCAGCUGCAACAAAAGAGGUGAGUACAGAGUUAGCCAAGGUACUGCUCCAUCUGGAGGAGAAGACCUCUAUGGAAGGAUUUGAAAUGUUGCGUCAACGAGCACUGGUGGCAGUCACUGUCACAGACCCAAUACAGGUUGCACAAUAUCUGACUUCCCAGUUUUAUGCCAUGAAUUAUAGCCUUCGGCAGCGGAUGGACAUCUUGGAUGUGUUGGUUCUUGCAGCUCAGGAACUCUCAAGCCCUAAGAGCUUAGAGGAAGCCAAGAUCCUUGGUCCUCCCAGGUCUGGUAUUCAGCUCUUGCCUGCAUCACUGACCCCCAGUCACAGUAAAGUUCCUUCUGAGGACUGGAGGAAAAUUGUGGAAGAGAGGAUCAAAAACAAAACACGUCGAUUUGCCAAGGGUCCUUCCAGAACCGACACAGCAAAUGGACCCAACAAGUUUAAUUCUGUGGUUGGUUAUUUCUUCUUUCCUCUCAUUGAACGUUUUGACAGGCCUCUUGUGACUUUUGACCUUUUGGGAGAUGAUUCUUUGGUCCUGGGAAGACUAGUUCACACUGUGGGAAUCCUGAUGUAUUUUGCCAUUAAUACCACAGCAGCUGUGCCAAUGGGAAAGACGCUGUUGGAGUUUGUGUGGGCACUUCGUUUUCAUACAGAUGCGUAUGUGCGUCAAGGCCUUCUGUACUCUAUCUCCUCCAUACUUUGGAGUGUUCCUGCAGAGCGCCUUCUUGGAGAUCUGACAGAUGAGCUCCUAGAAACCAGGUCGUGGCUGGCAGCUGUAGCAGAGAAUGACCCAGAUGAAGACUGUAGGAAGCUGGCCAUGCAGGCACUCCUACUGAUGGAAAAGUUAAAAGACAAACUCCAAAUAGUUGGUUCUUAGUCAAUCCAAUUGCCCUUAACCUGGCCCUACAGGUGGCCUGAAAGGAUUUUUGGGCCAUCACCUGGCUGGCAAAGAGGAAGGCAGAGAGAAACAGGGGCCUGGCCUGACAUCUGGGCUUUGUAGUGGCAGCCAACUCUGUGAAAUAUUGAUAUCCGGUACUGAGUGUACAGAUGCAGGAAAAUGCAGUAGAGUUGCUGUCUUCCUCCCCUCCCCCUGCACACUGAAUAUGCUAUUUUUAGCCUGGUAUGUUUUGAGUCUUCAGCUAAAAAUACAGCAAACCCUGUAUAGCCAUUGCCUCUCUACUGAAACCGCAGGAGCAGAGAACUGGUCGCUGAUGGCUGUGGAAGGAGUUGCCUACAUGCCAGAAGCAGCAGCUAGCUCAAAGAUUUCUCUUAUUGUUUCAGUGAAUCUUAUUAGGGGUGAAAGGUAUGGUGUGGUCAUAAAGCUAAAAAAGGUCUUACCUCCUGUGAAAUUUCUUCAUAUUAACAUCCCCCUCUAUCCCCUAUCAACCACUGGCUGUAAGAGGAACUGAAGGGGAAGGAAAAGAAUGGAGAAGCAAGAUGAGGCACUACUAAUAUGUAGCAUUAGUUCUCUGCUUGAAGAGAACUUCUCCCAGAUUGGACCUGAGGACGGUGCCCCCAUAGUGUAGACUGUGAGCUCUGACCCUGACGCUGCUCUUCUUUUUCCCAGAGGCAUAGCUGUAGGACAAUAUAAAGGUCAUCCUCUCUGGUCCACCUUACCCACAGCAAAGUUCUCCGGUCUUGAAAAGGGGUACAGGACCAGGCUACAGGGAUUGGCCCAGGCUGGUUGCCCUGAUAUGAUCUCUGCGGCACACCCAUGUGCAAGCUUUGCUCAGACUAGAUUUGUUGAGGUGACCAACUUGCUGGGCUAGUUUCCUAUCAUUUUCAUUCCACUACACAUUUGCCAAUUUAUAGCACUCUCAAGUGAGCCAUGAAGGAGAACAUAAUAAGUCUUGUGAUGACCCUAAGAAGAGAGAAAGGGCAAGGACCGUUAUAGCCAGAACUAGAAUAGAGAAGAGGGGGAAAAUGCAGUUCUUGAGGGACUCUUGGGUCUCAACACCCUCAUAGGGAAACCUGGUAUUAGACCUGCUUCUUAAAGAAGCUAAGCAUAGUCUGACAAAAGGUUCUUUAGACAUAGCUGAAUUCAUUCUCCAUGAGAUUGCUUUGUGUCGAACCAUUGGAAAGGAAUUCAGCGUCAAGGAAACACCAAUGAAGGAAGUACACUAAGGGUCAGCCUCUCCUCCUGUUGGAGCACAGAGCCCCACUCCUUCCCCCCCAAUAUAAGGAGAACCCAUUGGAAGCCACUAGCAUCAUCGACUUUAGCUCUGCCUGGUCCUUAAAUUAGUGUUACUGAUACAGAACUGUGUCUGAGGACUUGAAUCCAUCUCUUUCUGACUUCAAAGCCAAAAUCCUCAGACACAACAAUUGUGGGAAUCUCAGGCACAUAAUGUAACCACUAGUGAUCUAAGCCAAAGCUGUCAGUCCUGCCAGCAGAGGGCCCAGCCUAGCCAGAACUGGAUGAAAAUGGGGCUGGGGAUGAAAAUGUAAGAUUGAAAAUCAAGAUGAAAAUGUAACACCACCAUGAUGUUAUUAAAUUUGUUUUUUCCAAGUCAA
Messenger RNA from Antechinus flavipes (yellow-footed antechinus), 5213 nucleotides. RefSeq names its product telomere maintenance 2 (gene TELO2). Gene Ontology annotation, cellular component: cytosol. Bases 1072 to 3579 code for a protein of 835 amino acids. Gene Ontology annotation, molecular function: Hsp90 protein binding; telomeric repeat DNA binding. Lineage: Eukaryota; Metazoa; Chordata; Mammalia; Dasyuromorphia; Dasyuridae. The transcript is spliced from 21 exons. The record is from RefSeq and is a predicted model, not a curated record. Gene Ontology annotation, biological process: protein stabilization; telomere maintenance via telomerase.